Messenger RNA from Lactuca virosa, 865 nucleotides. The record is from the annotation of a GenBank genome assembly. NCBI's taxonomy places the organism in Eukaryota, Viridiplantae, Streptophyta, Magnoliopsida, Asterales, Asteraceae.
CCCAAACUUUAAGAUAGCCAUUAGACUCCUCGAACUCUCCGAGAAAGAACGAUAACUCCAAAUGAUGGGCUCAUUCCGGAAACAAUCGCAGCUCUCAAGAACUAAACAAGAUAGGGGAUGGUUGGGCCGGAGCUUUCAGCCGGAAAACUUCCUUCCGGGACUUGUAAUCGGUUUCAUUUUUGGUAUGUUGUUGGAUUUAUCAAAACCGAUCAAAAGGACUUCUAAUACAAUGAGAAAGGGCAGUGGAUUUUCAUCAAAUUCAAGCAAUCCUGAUGAAAAUCUCAAAAUGGUUCUUGUUGUUAGACAAGAUUUGAAGAUGGGACAAGGAAAAAUUGCUUCUCAAUGUGCUCAUGCUGCCACUGGUUUAUAUUCUAAACUAAUGCAGAGUCAUCGGAAUCUUUUGCAUCGAUGGGAGUCAAGUGGGCAGGCAAAAAUAGUCGUCACAUGUAAAAAUCAACAAGAAAUGAAUAAGCUGCAGGAAAUAGCCGAGGGAACCGGCCUUCCAACUUAUGUUGUAGCUGAUGCAGGACGCACACAGGUUUUGGCAGGGUCAAAAACGGUUCUUGCCAUUGGUCCUGGGUACAAUUCUAUUGUUGAUUCAGUAACAGGGAAGCAGCGUCUCCUUUGAUGUCAAAGAUCAUGUUGCUGUUCAUAAUUCAAUUGUUUUGUAGCAUUUUUCAACUAUUUGGGUUUAAAGGAUUCAUUAAUGUUUAUAGAGCCUUAUCACAUGGUGUUCAAAGAUGCUAUUUAUGAAUAAGAAGAGCUUGUUAGUCAAAUCCCUAAAUGUAGCUUUUUUAUGCCCUAGAUUUUAUUUAUGAAGCUAAAUAGUAGCUUCUAUGAUGUGGGUAUGUCUUUUACUUCUUUG